This is a messenger RNA of Micromonas pusilla CCMP1545, 630 nucleotides long. RefSeq lists its product as uncharacterized. The annotation marks the transcript as partial. The transcript has a single exon. Gene Ontology annotation, cellular component: cytoplasm; membrane. The record is from RefSeq and is a predicted model, not a curated record. NCBI's taxonomy places the organism in Eukaryota, Viridiplantae, Chlorophyta, Mamiellophyceae, Mamiellales, Mamiellaceae.
GGCGGUAAAGGCGGCGGCGGAGGAGGAGGAGGAGGAGGCGGCGGCGGAAGCGGCGGCGACGGCGCGUCGGGCGGCGGCGGCGGCGGCGGCGGCGGCGGGUUAUGGGCGGCGUACCUCCGCGCGCUCGACACCGCGCCGCUCCUCACGAAGUGCUUCACGAGCGGCGUGCUGAACGUCUUCGGCGACGUGUUCGCGCAGUUCAUGUUCGAGGACGCGGCUCGGAACGGCUGCGACUGGAGACGCGCGGGCGUCUUCGCGCUCCUCGGGUUCGCGCUCGUGGGGCCGUGCCUCCACUUCUGGUACUCGUCGCUGUCCAAGAUCGUCGCGGCGACGGGGGCGGUCGGCAACGCGUCCGCGGGGGUCUCCCUCGCGCUGGAUCAGCUCGUGUUCGCCCCGAGCUUCCUCGCGGUGUUCAUCGCGUCGUUGUUUACGGUGGAAGGCAACGCGUCCGCGGUGCCGGCAAAGUUGAGACAGGAUUGGGCGAGCACGGUGGUUACCAACUGGAAGAUCUGGGUGCCGUUUCAGUUCUUGAACUUCCGGUUCGUGCCCGUGAACUUGCAGGUGCUCGCCGCGAACGUGAUCGCGCUCGCGUGGAACACGUACAUGUCCUGGGUCUCGCACAAGCCCGUG